UCCUAUACCACUGUGCGACCGUUUUACGCGACGGUAGAAAAAAAGCGUUUCGUUUUAAAGGAAGAAUUUAGUUUUUGUUUAAAGUAGAAAAAAAAACUAUCAAAAUAAAUAAACGUGAAUUUUAUUAUAAAAACAAAGUGAUCUCAUGAACAAAAAUAAAUUUUUAAACAAAAAUUUAACAGAUAUUUUUGUUAAACAUAUAAAAACGGAAAAAUUUUACACGGCAACUAUUUUUAUCUAAAAGAAAAAUAAAAGCAAAAAUAUCACUAUUGUAAACACAAAUCUAAAACGAACAAAAGCGAAAAAAUUAUAAAAAAAUAAAUAAAAAAACUCAGAUAAAAAGUGAACUUUUUCAAAAGACAAUUAACUUUAAAAAAGAAGAAGUGUUAAAUAAAACAAAGCAAAAUAAUUAAAACAAAAAACAGCAAUAAAUCAUGGAGUAUAUAGAGUAUCUGGAAACAGCCUGGUAUUAUUUGCCUUAUAUAUUCUAUACCUUUGUAUUCCUAACACUUAUACCGAAAUCUCUAAGUAAAAUCAAUCAAUUCGCCAAAGCUGACUAUGAAGCGAAUCGUAAUAAAUGGCAUCGUUGUUAUGCACCCGAUAUAUGUUGCCACAAUUUGGGUGAAGCGGGAGAAGCUUUACCCAAACAAAAACCACGUAAAGCGGUAACCAGGGUUUACCCUAAGAAACAAACAGCCAAAAAGGAAGAAUUGGUCGGCACAACGCAUCAGCCCGUAGUACCCGAUGAACCGGCCAAUAUCUAUAAACGUCAGGUGCACACUCAUACCAAUGUUAAUAAAAUUGCUAAAAUGUUUGAAAAUGGUGGCGUACAAAAGAAAAUCAAUCGUGUUACGCCUACCGUAUUGCCCUCCGAUUUUCGUCGCUGUUCCAUGGACUUUGAUGAUGAGGACACUUUUCACAAAAAGGAGGACUAUGCAAAUCAAUCUCAUGAAAGUCCUUUGAAAAAAGAAAAUGUGGUCCUAAGAAGACUUUCGAAAUUAACACAAGAACUAGAGGAAAAUAAUGAAAAUUCUUCAAAUGUUUUAAAUCAAAUGUCCCAUGAUGAACAUCAACAAGAUUUGCUUAAUAGCAGCUGGCGCAGUGAACCCAUACCCAUACAGAGACGUAAACGUCAAGUACCCACUAGUAUCUCAAUGUUAAAUGGUACCUCAGCCACACCCUCAACAGUAUCACCCGCCCACUCUUCACCUUUGUCAUCACCACGCUCCUGCAAUUCACCGGAGCCCUCGUCAUCACCUAUUCUACGUAAUCCUCCUGUACUUAAUAUGAACACUAGUUUAGAAGAUCUAUUUGUAGCCAUAGCUAAGAGUGCUGAAAAUUCCGAAGGUUUCUUAUAUCCCGGCUGCACCUCACUCUCACCCGUUACCUCUAUAGAUGAUAUAUUAUCACAACGUCGUCUAUCACGACCUUUGUCUGCGUAUUCUAUAAGUGAUCUUUUAAAUGAUGAACCCAAUAAGGGCAUGGAUGAAACAUAUGUGGAGAAUUUCUUAAAAGUUUUAAAUAAAACUUGAACUCUCUCAUGAAGAGUAAUAAGGCCUAGUUUCACAGUGUGGGUUUAAGGUAAAAUUUUUUGAGGGAAAGAAAAAACGUUUUUAAUGAGUUAAUUUAGUUUUAAUACGUAGUUAGCAAAGUUUUUAAAACUUUAUUUUCUUAGGAGAUUUAUUUAUGCUUACUACUCUCAAAGUUUGGUUAAGUUAUUAGUUCAGUUAAAACUUCUAGGCGUUUAGAAUUUUAACUAUAGUUUAAACUAGCAAUAUUGUAUGUAUGUAAAUGCCAGUAAAAGUGAUAAUUAGAUUAAAUAGAAUAUUUAUAAUACAAACUAUUUUACAUUAUUUUUAUUUGCAGUUUAAAAGCUAAUAUAUAGAGAUUUGAAUUUCGUGGGCUUAGAUGAAACCCCAUUUUUUCUCAUAUCUGAUAUUUUUCAGUUAAAACCAGUUUAAUAAUAUACUUGUUAUAGUUAAGAGUUUAAACCCAUUUGUCAACUUUAGAUCAAUUUACAAAGAAAUUAAUUUGUAAUAGUUCUGGAAUCGGUUCUUUCAUCAAAACUAAUUUUUAAAGAUUCUUAGUUCCUGGACUAGUUUUUUUCAAACUUGAUCAAGAGUUUUGUUCCUAAUAACCAUUCUCUGAACAAGUUCUUGGAGAAAUUUUAUAU
Messenger RNA from Lucilia sericata (common green bottle fly), 2173 nucleotides. RefSeq lists its product as uncharacterized. The transcript is spliced from 3 exons. Lineage: Eukaryota; Metazoa; Arthropoda; Insecta; Diptera; Calliphoridae. Bases 435 to 1532 code for a protein of 365 amino acids. The record is from RefSeq and is a predicted model, not a curated record.